GAGCAGAGAAGAAGCGCUACUUGUUGACUUCCGGUGCAAAGCUUCACGUGGAGAGAAGAGCAACGGGAUCGCUGCAGCGCGGAACAGACUGAAUAAAGGCCAAAAAAAUGUCUAAGUUAGACGGAAUAGUAAAGCCGAAGACAAAGCGCUCAAAGCGUUUCUUGGAGAGCAGAGCGCCCAAACUGAUCGAGGAUGUGAAGAGCACCAUGAUCAUGAAGGGAGGAAACACCAGCCAGACCGUCACUACAGCCCUCAAAGACAUAUAUUCCUUGAAGAAACCAAAUGCUGUGCUGUACAAAAAAAAGAAUAUUACUCGGCCUUUUGAGGACUCCACGUCCCUGGAGUUUUUCUCCAAGAAAACAGACUGCUCUCUGUUUCUGUUCGGCUCCCACAACAAGAAGCGGCCCAACAACUUCAUAUUCGGUCGGCUGUUUGAUUUCCAUGUCCUGGAUAUGUUUGAACUUGGAAUUGAGAAGUUUAUCUCCCUCAGCGAGUUCAAGAUCAGCAAGUUCCCUGAAGGAACCAAACCGAUGCUCAUAUUUGCUGGAGACGAUUUUGAUACCGACAACUUAUAUAAACGACUCAAGAGCCUGCUCAUAGACUUCUUCAGAGGCCCCACUGUGUCUGCGGUGCGUCUCGCCGGUUUGGAACACGUCCUGCACUUCACCGCUCUGGAAGGGAAAAUCUAUCUGCGCAGUUACAGGUGUCUGUUAAAGAAGUCUGGGUGCCGCACGCCGAGGAUCGAGCUGGAGGAGAUCGGGCCGUCGUUCGACUUCGUCCUGAGAAGAACACACCUGGCGUCAGAUGACCUGUACAAGCUGGCUCACAGACAACCCAAAGCCCUGAAGCCAAAGAAGAAGAAGAACAUUUCCCACAAUACCUUUGGAACCACAUUUGGCCGGGUGCACAUGCAGAAACAGGACCUGUCCAAGCUGCAAACACGGAAGAUGAAGGGCCUGAGGAAGAGGAAGGGAGAGGUGGUCGAUGAAGGCGCUGAGGGGCAGGAACCCAAAGUGGCCAAAGUGGAGAGCUGAAGCUGUGGAGACGGAUUCAAGGACAUUAGUUCAUUUCUUGCCUUUAGUUCCUGACAGGAACAUGGCCUGUGAGCAGCCCCCAGACCAGUGGCGACACAUGUUGGCCCCUGGUCAUGUGACUUUCAGGAUGUGCAAGUCAGCGAAGGUUCUGACUUGACCUAAUUGUUCCUCUUUGGUCACAUUUCAGUCUUUUUUUUUUUUUGUUUGUAUACAAAGCUGCUCAAAGCCUAAUGUCAAGUCCUUUAAAGGGAAAAAAUAAAUCAAUUUCUCAACUUU
Messenger RNA from Fundulus heteroclitus (mummichog), 1310 nucleotides. RefSeq names its product ribosome production factor 2 homolog (gene rpf2). Gene Ontology annotation, biological process: maturation of LSU-rRNA from tricistronic rRNA transcript (SSU-rRNA, 5.8S rRNA, LSU-rRNA); ribosomal large subunit assembly. NCBI's taxonomy places the organism in Eukaryota, Metazoa, Chordata, Actinopteri, Cyprinodontiformes, Fundulidae. The transcript has 10 exons. Bases 108 to 1034 code for a protein of 308 amino acids. The record is from RefSeq and is a predicted model, not a curated record. Gene Ontology annotation, cellular component: nucleolus. Gene Ontology annotation, molecular function: rRNA binding.